AUGACCGUCUCCGUCGUCGACUCGGCACACGUCUUUCCGGCGUCGGGCUGUUUUAUGGAGCGCACGGCACCGCUGUCGAUUCUUGACGCCACAGUCGCCAAUUUCACGCCCACCGAGACAGUGCUGGCCUACGAUACGCCCGCCCCGACGCCAACUUCCCUACUCGAGGCGCUGCGGCGCGUGCUAGAUGGGUAUCCGCAGUGGUGCGGCAGUCUGCACUGCCUUCCUUUCGACGCAGCCACGCGCCGCCAUGGUCGUUUGGGCCUGACCUGGGGCCGUCCCGACGACCCUGGUGUGGUCAGCCUUCCGCUGCCCGCCCCCGGCCCGCUCUUCGACCCCAGCCUGCUGGAUGCCCGCGCCCCCGCCGCGACGCAACCGCCCAACGCGGCUGAUCUCUUGCCGUGCAAUCGCUUCGACUGGUGGAUAUCCAACGCCGACAGCCCCUUCCCGCCCGUCUCCCCGCCCGCCGAGCUUCUCCGGGACGGCCCACUACUGCCGCUCGACCCGCCCGGCACGCCCAUGCCCUGGGCCGACUGGGACCUCGCCGCGCCCGUCGCCCACCGGGUGCUGCACUUCCCUGGCCCGGAGCUGCUGCGCCUGUGGCAAGCAGCAACAACAGCAGCUACUCACGACGCCGGCGGUGAUGACGAUGCCCGUAUCAGCCACCUUAACGCCCUGCUCGGCCAUAUCUGGUCCUGCGUCACCCGCGCCCGCAGCCAAGCCGCCAGUGACGAAGCCGUAACGCUCGACUACACGCUGGGCGUGCGCGCGCGCCUCGCCCCGCCGCUGCCAGACCGCUUCGUCGGCUCGCCGCUCGUUAUCGCCGCUGCGACGGCGCCUGUGCGGGACGUCGUUUCUUCUUCCUCGGCUAGCAGUCGGCUACUCUGUAAGACGGUUGCGGCUUUUAUGCCUAAAGCCGUUGCCGGGCACGUCGCGGAGAAGAUACGCGAGUAG
Messenger RNA from Lasiodiplodia theobromae, 954 nucleotides. RefSeq names its product Transferase family protein. The transcript has 2 exons. Bases 1 to 954 code for a protein of 317 amino acids. The record is from RefSeq and is a predicted model, not a curated record. Lineage: Eukaryota; Fungi; Ascomycota; Dothideomycetes; Botryosphaeriales; Botryosphaeriaceae.